Microthlaspi erraticum is the source of this 1875-nucleotide messenger RNA. The record is from the annotation of a GenBank genome assembly. Lineage: Eukaryota; Viridiplantae; Streptophyta; Magnoliopsida; Brassicales; Brassicaceae.
AUGGAAGUGAUGGAAAUCGCUGGAAAAGAUCCACUAAGAGCUCCAAUAUCUCUUGCUCUAAAUGAGGUGUAUGCGAACUCGAUCGAGUCGGUCUACAGAGACUUGGUCGAGCUAGACUUUACAACGGGUAGAAAGAGGGUUCAGAGGUCACAGAGGGUACAAGAGGAACCUGAGGUGCUUGUUGCUGAUACAAUGGAUGUACCAGAGGGGAAUGGAAACCCUUUGGGCAAUGGACUCGGUCGAGCUAGGCAAACUCGACCGAUUGGUCAAGGAGAUGCUCCAAACCGCCACCAACAGAGACAAGGGAUUGUUCCACCACCAGUGCAGAACCACAACUUUGAGAUCAAGCUGGGAAUGAUCAACCUUAUCAAUGGUGUCUCUGAAGAUGCCAUCAAGCUGAGACUCUUUCCUAUGUCUCUAGCUGACAAAGCUCACCAAUGGGAGAAGAGCUUGCCCCAUGGCACAAUCACCACUUGGGAUGAAUGCAAGAAGGCCUUUCUUGCUAAGUUUUUCUCCACCGGUCGCACAGCCAAGCUUAGAGGAGAGAUAUCCAGCUUCAUCCAGCGAAACAAUGAGACAUUCGCAGAGGCUUGGGAGAGGUUCAAAGGCUACACAAGUCAGUGCCCACACCAUGGAUUCAACAAUGAAUCACUACUCUCCACUCUUUAUAGAGGAUGCUUGCCUAGGUAUAGGGAGAUGCUAGACACAGCUAGCAAUGGGAACUUCCUCAACCAGGAUGUAGAUGAUGGCUGGCAACUUGUGGAGAACAUAGCUAACUCAAAUGGAAGCUAUGGAGAAGAGUAUGAUCGCACCAAUCGGAGCUCGACCCACCACUCGAUCGAGUCAGACGAAAAGUUGAGAAAAGAUGUUAAGGCAUUGAAUGAGAAGUUGGAUAAGCUGAUCCUAGCUCAGUCCACAAUGAAGAAAGUCAACUUUGUGUCUGCUGAGGAGAUGGAACCAGUCCAAGAAGGGGAGGAUACACAAUUUGCUGAGGUGUGCUACAUGAGCAAUGGGCAAGGAGGUUACAACAAAGGAUACUAUAAUUACAAGUCCAACCCUGCCAUGUCAUACCGCAACACUGAUGUUGCUAACCCUCAGGACCAAGUCUAUCCUCAACAACAAGCAGCUCGAUCGAGUCAAGCCACAACAUGGAAGCUAGCUGAAAUAAACUCCAAGAUCGAGAAUCUCAACACAAGGGUUUACUCUCUGGAGAAUCAUGCUUCUUCUGUUGCUGCUGCUACAAAGCAAGGACAACUACCUGGUAAAGCUAUUCAGAACCCCAAGGAACAGUGCAAGGUCAUCUUCACUCAAGAAGGACUUGUUGAAGAAGAGGAUCAAGAAAGGGUCAUUGAAGAUUUUUGUUUACUGCUGAAUGAUGAAGAGAUUGUUGCUGCUGAGGCUCCUGGAGUCCAGAUUGAUCAACCAGAAGUGCAGGCACCUACUGUGGCCAUUCACACUUCACCAGUUGAGCUCGCACAACAAGCUCGAUCGGCAGCUCGAUCGAGUCGAACUCUAGCUCGAUCGAGUCCGACCUCUUCUGUCCAAACCAUUUUGCUUGAUCCUUACCAACCGGUUGCCGCUUCCUCGUCUCGCCUACUUAGUCAAGGUCACAAGGAAGUGAUUCACAAGUUCAGAAGAGAUCUCAGUGGGAUUGGAAUUGAGUUGCCUCCUAUGGAUAGCAUGAGUGAGGCAUUUGAUCAAAUGCAAAUGGUCAAGGAUGUUCUAGCCAACAGUGAUAAAGUUUCAGAGGUCCUGAAGAGUCUACUCAUCAGUUCAACCUGCUUACUUCACCCACCUUCCUACCAAAGGUCAAGGAUCAAGGGAAAUUCACUCUCCCUUGCACACUUGGGCAUCUUGAGCUUGACAAUGCCUUAG